UCCCACAAAUCAAAUAUUAUGCAAUUCCUUGAAGAACUGGGCUGUGAGGAUAUAUUUAACUCACAAGAGGCGAAAGAAAUAAAAACAAUGUUUUCUAAAAAUCCUCAGAAUAUGUCUAAAAAUAAAGCAAUACUGGAUGCCAUCCAUAAAUUUGAUGCCGACUACGAUGAUGAGAUCAAAGAAAAUCUUGAUGAGGCCCAGAGCCAAAACGGAAGCAAUGGAGAGGAGCAGAAGGAAGAACAAGUUAGUGAUGAAAGAGAGAUGGGCAUAAGAACUAAAAAUUUUAUGAGAUUCAGAGAUCAUGAUACAUACUCCUUCAAAGGGCAUCUUGACACAGUCAGGAAUAGAGCGUUUGUCCCACAUUUAGACCAAGCUAUCACUGUCUCAGAAGAUUGUACUAUCAGACUAUUAGAUCUCGGCAAUAUUGAUAAAGAAAGUUACAAAAAUUAUGAAAAUUUUGAGCAUAAUUAUUUUAGUGAUGGGUCUGAAUUUGCAGGAGACUCAUCAAGUUUUUACUCAUACUGAACUCUUAGAGGCCAUCCAGGCAUAGUUACAAAAAUUGAAGUUGAUAGAAUUCAAAUUGCACAAGAGCAUAAAAAUCCUCUAUUUUACACAGCAGGUGUUGAAGGCAUUAUCAGAGCUUGGAGAGUGCCAAAGCCUGAAGAUAUAAAACAAUUUGAAAAUGAGGCUGAAUGUACUGCUAAACUCUGCCAAUAUGUAUGGGAAGCUCAUCCAGGAGAGAUGAUAUGGGACUUGAAAUAUCAUAAUACAGAACCUCUUCUUCUCUCCACAUCUGCUGAUGGAAUAAUCUCCUUAUGGAAUCUUGCUGAUUAUAAGAAAUUUGAAAAAUUAGCUUCAGAAUUAUCUAAGAUUGAAAAUAAGAUCCAUUCCCAAAGCUUUAUUCUAAAAGUGAAUGGAUCUGAAAUAACUCCAACAUGUCUUGAUUGGUGAAAAAUGUUCGCCAGCUCAUUUAUAGCUUGAUCCAAUAACGACAUUGCAGGAGCAUUUGACUACCACAAAAGUGAUCCUGUCUUCACUUUCGAAUGUAAAGAACCAAGAACUGGUGAUCCCUCUUUAAGACAAGUUAACUGCGUGGAAUGCCAUCCAACCAUGAAUAUAGCUAUUACUGGAGCUGAGGAUGAAGAUAUUGGAAUAUUUGACCUUGAAGCAAAAGGAAAAUGCUUGAGGAUGACAGAAAAUACCCAUACAAGUCCUAUCAGCAGCAUUGCUAUCAACCCUAAUGGAAUAAAUUAUGCUAGUUCUAGCCAUGAUGGAACAAUUAGAUUCUGGGAUAUAAGAAUGCAACAGUUGCAUCUGAGCUCCUCGAACACGCCAGUCUCUACUUCUAAUGGCACUAAGAUGUAUGGUGAAAUAGCCUCUUGCCAUGACAAAAAGUUUGGAGAAAGUAUCUGAUCCCUUAAAAUACACAGCACUUUGCCAAUCUUGAUGUCGUGAGGAGGAGAUAGUAAUAUAAAAUUACAUAUCGAUAUAAACAUGUAA
Messenger RNA from Moneuplotes crassus, 1500 nucleotides. The record is from the annotation of a GenBank genome assembly. Lineage: Eukaryota; Ciliophora; Spirotrichea; Euplotida; Euplotidae.